Molecule: messenger RNA, 3934 nt
Organism: Mytilus trossulus (common blue mussel)
Lineage: Eukaryota; Metazoa; Mollusca; Bivalvia; Mytilida; Mytilidae
Product: mirror-image polydactyly gene 1 protein-like
Exons: 12
Coding region: 34-2010 (658 amino acids)
Source: RefSeq, a predicted model, not a curated record
CAAAAUGCACCAUUAGUUUACAUGUAGGCAAGUAUGACUGAAAAUGAGUGUACCGUUAUCCAAUAUCACAGGAGAAACGAUAGAACGCCAGAGAAAGAUUUCGAUAGGAGAGAGGAGACCAAUAAAAAAUUGACCAGUGAAGUGCGGCGAGCGGUAGAACGCGCUCGAAGCAAAAUCACAGACUUGCAGGAUGAUGUUGAUGAAAGGGAUGUUGUUGUAGAAACUGAGAGAUCUCUGAGAAUAGCCGCAGAAAACAGACUUCAAGAACAUUUAGUGGAUCCAUAUAAAAGUCCAGAGGUAAACCAUGAACUGAGACAGAGGCUUCCAAGAUCUAAAAAAGAUGAUCCAAAACUGUCAAGAUCAGAUCAAGAUCAAGAAGAUGAUUUAAUAGAAAAUCCAGGGGAGAUAAUCGAAGAUAUGGAAUCACAGCAAGUUACCAAAACAGACAGACCACCCAGUCCUGACCAAGUUGGACACAACAAAACAGCAAGCCAAGUAAAACGAGCUUUGGAUUUUAAGGGUGCUGAAAGGCUAAGAAAUGAUAACAGUGUCAGUGACUCAAGCAAAUCCUUUAUCAAUAAAAACAGCAUUCCUCUUACUCAUUCUAAUAUAGUGGGAUUUCCACAAUAUGUCAGCAUGCCACAGACCCCUGUGUUAUACAGACCUGGUCUGAACUCAUCCUUUAGUCCCGCUGGUGCUUACUCUUACAAUCUGACCUCUCCACGGAAUCCAUUACGAACCCCUACUGGUGCGCCAAAGGUACAAAAUAAUGACCAACCUGACGAUCAGUCAGAAAAAAUGGACACGUCUUUAAGUGUUAGUGAAUUACACACGGAAGAACUACCUCCUCAAGAGACUGCACGAUCACAACAACCUCAGCCUCAACAACCAUUCUUUAGACUGCCCUCACAUACAAUGAAUGGUUACCCUUCGCCUAUUAGGUCAUCGUCAUUUUUACAACAUCAGUCACCUAUGUAUCAACCGACAUCAAUUACAGAAUCAGUGCUUCCAUCAUAUUCCAGUCACCUUAGUCCAUCUGACCAAAAUAGACAGGUGGCGCUACUGUUGUCAGAAUUAGAUGCUGCAAAAUCUCAAAACAAAAAGUUAAUGGAGAAAAUGAUAAAUAUAGAACUAGAUUUGGAGACCGAGAGGUUGAAGGCCAAAGUUCGUGAGGCAGAUGAAAAAGGUCAUACAGAUGCUUCUGUGGCUGCAGGUAUGGUUCAAGAAGUCCAUAAAGCCCAGAGGAGAAAAGAGGAGGCCAUGAUGGGCAGAAUUAAAGUAGCCAAUCAAGAGAGAGAUGAGUCCAUGUUCCGUCUGUCUGAAAUGGAAAGACGAUAUGAAGAAAGUUUCAGUAGAGACAGAUCAGAUAGUGGUGACAUGGAGGAUGAAUUAGACUUAGAGGAGAAUUUUGACCAUUUAAUGUCCCGAGUUGGUCAGUAUGACUUCCCAAAUGUACAUGAAUACAACUCCUUAGCACAGAAACUAGAACAGAUGAAACAGAGACAGAGAGAGAUAGCUUCUGAUGAGAUGCAGGCAAUAUUGGAGCAAAGAGAUCUGGCUCUUGCUAAGGCUAGAAAGUUAGAAGAAGAAUUAAUGAAAAGACAAAGAGAAGAUACAUUCAACAAUUCAAACUCAGAACAAAAUCUUUUGGCAGAAUUGGACAUUGUUAAAAAAGAGCGCGAACUGGCACUUGCGAAAGUUAGACAGCUCAAGGAUGAAAAUGAGACAAUACGCAUUUACUACAGCCUCCACAAGUCCCUCUCCCAGGAAUCCAUUCAUCAGGUCAACAACACACUCCAUGUCAACCAAUCAAAACUAAAGGAAAAUAACACAUUAGUGGCAGAGUUACAGGAUGCCACUGUACACCGGGACCAACUUCAGGCAGAUCUUGAUAAACGGGACAGAAAACUGGAAGAGACAGCGGCACAAAUUAAAAAACUUGAAAGAUUGGUAACAGUGUUAAGGAAGAAACUCAGACAUACAGACUUAUCAGAAGAUAUUACUUCAUAAAGAAAAGGAGGGACACAAUUUUUUUUAAAUAAAUGAGGGCCAAAAAAUUAUGCAUCAGGAAGUUGGGACUACAUUUCAUGUAUUUCAUAAUAAGGGUGAAACAAAGCAGGAGAACAAAAAUUGAUGAAGAAUAACAAUAAAAAUAAUCCAAGAAGAAGCAGAUGGGGAUAGUCUGACUUCACUGGGGCACUGCAUAUUGCAACAUUUUUGUAUGCAAGCACAAAAAGUGGCUCCAACAUGGUUGAAUAAGACCUGUUACCUUGGAAAAUAUGUCGUGCAACCUUGUGACCUGAAGAACAAUAAUGAUCAUGUAUAUGUGUACAUGUGUAUGAUUUGUACUGUUUACUAUUUUUAUAUCAGUGAACUUUGUGUUCUAAGUUUCAUGUUUCUUGAAAAUAGAUGCAAUAUAUUUAAUUGCAAUAUGUGAUUUAUCUUUUCAUAACAUUUUGGAAGAAGGGUAUAUUUUUAUAUUUCAAAAUUGCAGUAUUUUCUUUAUGCUGUUAGUUUUAAUUUCAAAUUUAUUUUUCUUGUGUGCUGUACAUUAUAUUGUCUAAUUGAGAUCUUCAGUUUUCAUCUUUUACAACAGAAACCCCACAUGUGCUCAUCAGUUUUUUCUCAACUGAUCAAUUCUAUUUUAGUUGAAACAUGGAAGUAUUAUUGACCAGUUGCGAGAAAUCUGGUCAAGAAAUGUAUGUAUGGCCAGCUGAAGGACGCCUUAGGGUGCGGGAAUUUCUCGCUACAUUGAAGACUUGUUGGUGACCUUCUGCUGUUGUGUUUUUUUAUUUGGUCGGGUUGUUGUCUCUUUGACACAUUCCCCAUUUCCAUUCUCAAUUUUAUUUAGUAUGUAAAAUUUACAUGCCCAUGUCAACUAUAUUUAAAUAGAAAUAAUAAUGACCUUUAAUAUUUUUCCAAUGUCUGUAUUUAUUUCUUCAUGUUUUUACAUAACCUAUUCUAUAUAAUUAUCUACAAGAUAAAUUAUUAUUUCUAUAGGUAUAAAGGGCUGGCCACCCUAAGAAAUGCCAGUUUUAAAAUUAUCAUAGAAUAAACCUUUUCUCUCUUUUGUAAUUUUCAUUAAUGUCUACAAGGUGCUAUUGUCCCCAUUCUUUUUUCGUCCCAUAUCAUUGAUAUAAUGUUAUUUUAUUUUGAUUGAAGGAACUAAGAAUAUUUUUCUUUAAUUUCAUUGCUAUUUGUGCUGAUUCCAAAUGUUUACUGCCUUAUAUAUUUUUGGUUGUGAAUUUAUUUUUGUUAAUUUGUUGUAGAAAUAUUUACUUGCCUUAUGUGAUAUUAUCUUAUUGCUAUUUUAUUGUUAAUUGUCUUUAUUUUUUAAAUAUUUAAAGAGUCUUUUUUUUUUUUUUUACAUAUAUUUAAAUUGCAAUACAUGUAUAUAUUAUAUAUAUAUAAUUGUUUAUAUCUGUCUUCUUGAACUGCAAUCCAAACCCUUUUUGGUCAAUUAUAUUGUUUUGACGUUUGUCGUUUUACCUGCUUUAUUAUGUCACAAAUUUUUCAUUACAUUCUUGAAAGAAGAUUAUUAUUUACCAGUAUUUAUAUAGGUAACCGAAUUCUUUUAAAAUAUCUUUUGAAAAUAUUGUUCGCAGAUAUUUAAUCCAACAAUUAAAUGUUUUAUAUAUUAGCUUAAAUUUAAUUUGAAUAACCAGUAAGCAUAUUUAUUUAAAUUAAUUAUUCUGUAAACUAAAUUAUAUCAAGUAGCCUCCCUUUAGCAACCUGAAUGGGAGAUAAUUCAAAUUGUCUCCCAUAGCUAAUUUCUCAAAGGGAGAUAACUAUUAUUUGUUACUUUUAUUCUGUAGAAAAAAUAUAUUUACAUCAGAAAUCCUAAAUUUAUGUUUAUCCUAACAUUCCGUCCCCAUAUACAACCUAAAGAUAUACCAGUGUGAAAUAGGAAUCAGAAAUAAAAUAUUACAAAUUA